UGCUGGAUAUAUUGCAGUCCUUGAUGUUUGUUUUCAAUUGCAUGUUAGCUUAGGAUUAGAAUUACUGCUUCGGCUUUCUAGGAAUGGAUUGCCUUACUUGGGCACUACUUCAGUGUCCUGGUACUGUUCAAGGUUUCCUUUUUAUCAAUGGCGGUGGCUUUCUUUGCCAUAGGCUAUAUAUAGACUUGUUGGGUUUCCAUAAUCUGGGUGUGGGUGGCUUUAAAUUUCUGUGCUGAAGGCUUCAUUUGGGAGGGUUGGUGCAAGAAUUGUUUGUGAUUUUGCUGCGGGACCUCGGUUUGUUCUCGUGUGUCUGGAGGACUUCUAAAGGUUAUGGCUAGACGAUCAAACAGAGUGUGUGUUCCUUUUCAACCUAUCUUGGAAAAGGUUGUUUCUUGGUUGCAGUUUCCAUCUCCGGUGUAUGGAUUUAUAGAUGCUGCUAAGAAUAAUGUCUUUGUGCGGGUUAAUACGCCUAAUUCUCGUACAAAGUUUAUCUUUUAUGGUGGAGAUGCCACUACGGUUGAAGAGUCUUGUGAUAGAGCAGCUCACAAGGCUGUGAAAAGAUUAGUCUGCCGUUUUAGUGUUCGGGUGUCUGAUUUCACAUAUGAGCGUAUGAAGAUGUAUCAUUUGUGUGUGAAAUUGUAUAAAAAUUUAUGUGCUGAAUUAGUACAGGACAGAGAGGACUUGAGUCGCAUACGUGCUGAAUGCAUCACACGGGAGGAUGUGCCAUUUCAUGAGAUUCAUGUUGGAUUUGAUUUUGUGCAAUUUUUGGGAGUUUUAGUUAGGAAAACCGGUGUAACUGUCACUGGUAUUGAGACCACCCAGUUAGAAGGACAUGGCUAUAUGUCUUGGUUAAUGGUCACUUGUCCUCAUAAUAGUAUUGGGAUGGAGUGCAUUUUCAGUGAUCCUUGUGCUGAAAAAGAUAUCGCUCAACAGCGGGUUGCUAAGAAGGCCUGUUUUUUUAUAUCUUCUGUGCUCCAUUUAGAGAUUGUUGAUGUCAAUUACGGUUCUGUUGCCAAGCUAAGCGCAGAUUGUUCCUUGAUAAGAGAGAGGUAUUUGGUUUUGAAAGGCCAUGUCCAAUGUUUAGGAGGGAAUUCUAGGCAACCUGAGGCUGCUUCCUGUUUGGUUAGUGAUGAAUGUGUGACACCAACAGAUGAAGCAAACCAGAUUCCGGUUCUUGCUCUUCCGCCAACUGUUCCAGCUAAGCGUCCCAUGGAUAGAAAGGACCUGCCUACGAGUGGUGUGGGGGUCCAUGUUUCUGAUCAGCUUGUUACUGGCCUGAGUGAAUUAGCUAAUGUUUACAAGUGUGCUAGGGUUGAAUAGUUAUGUGUAGUAAAUCUAGCUACCUUUAGUGUACAAAGGUUUCAUGAUAUGUAGGCAAAUGUUGGUGUUGUUUAAGUAAUGUAGUGCCUAUGUAGUUCGCUCUUGCCUAAUAUUGAUGUCUGUUUUAGGUGCAAGUAUUAGCUGGUAUUAUGUAGCUUUUUGUUUCUGUUGAUGUACUGAAUCAAACUACCUGAAUGUACUGCUUGUUAUGGCUUCCUUUUAAUGAAAUCAGUUACUAUUUGUGUUAU
This is a messenger RNA of Chenopodium quinoa (quinoa), 1568 nucleotides long. RefSeq lists its product as uncharacterized. Lineage: Eukaryota; Viridiplantae; Streptophyta; Magnoliopsida; Caryophyllales; Amaranthaceae. The coding region runs from base 331 to 1320 and encodes 329 amino acids. The transcript has 3 exons. The record is from RefSeq and is a predicted model, not a curated record.